GCCUAUUUGCAUUGUCGCGGAGACUCAGGGCGGGCGUGUGUGUUGAGAAGGAAGUCAGACGAGAGGAGCUGUGUGUGGGGAGGUUUGUGAGAACAGACGCCAAAGACCCACUUUCCGAGAGAAAGAACAUCUGCACAUAAGAUGCUGUUGUUGCAACUGGUGUUGCUCACGGUUCUUGUCCCAGGUGGUGACAGUGACGAUGACUUCCAGGAGCUGAUCACUUUUCGAAUCAUCCUGACCACAUCUUUUUACAACCGUGCCCGGGCACAAAAUCAGGGUUCAGCUUGGCUGGGACAGCUGCAGACUCAUGGCUGGGACAGCAAGACCGGAGCUUUCAUUUUCCUGUGGCCUUGGUCCAGGGGCAACUUCAGCAAUCAGCAUUUCAUGGAACUGGAAAAGUUAUUCCAUUCAUACUCCAUUAGAUUUCUUCAGGUAUUUCAGGACCAUGUCAGUCAAUGGCAGCUUGAAUAUCCCUUUCAGGUCCAGCUGGAAGGAGGCUGUGAGCUGCACCUUGGAGAAGCAUCAGUAGGAUUUGUGAGGGUUGCAUAUCAAGGAUCAGAUCUCAUGAACUUCCAGAACACAUCAUGGUGGCCAUCUCCAAAGGGAGGAAGGAGGGCUCAGCAGGUCUGCACAGUCUUCAAUCAGCACCAUGUGGUCAAUGUAAGAACACAGGCACAAAUCAAUGACAUCUGCCCCCAUUUCCUCUUGGGUCUUCUUGACGCAGGAAAGACAGAUCUGCAGCGACAAGUGAGGCCCGAGGCCUGGCUGUCCACUGGCCCAAGUCCUGGUCCUGGCCAUCUGCUCCUUGUGUGCCACGUCUCUGGUUUCUACCCAAAGCCAGUGUGGGUGACGUGGAUGUGGGGUGACCAGGAGCAACAGGGCACCCGACGAGGUGACGUUUUGCCCCAUGCUGACGGGACAUGGUAUCUUCAGACGUCCUUGGAUGUGGAAGCCAGAGAGGCAGCCGGCCUGUCUUGCCGAGUGAGACACAGCAGUCUAGGAGGCCAGGAUAUUGUCCUCUACUGGGAGCAGCACCGCCCCGUGGGCUUGGUCUUCCUGGCGGUGGUCGUGCCCAUGGUGCUUCUGGCAGGUCUUGCGUUCUGGCUCUGGAAGCGCUGGAAAUCACACUGGAGACAUCAGUGCACUGGCCUUCCUUUGGAGUAAGAUCCCUGCAGCCCCGGUUCCAGCACUUACCUAAACCCAGCUCAGUGGUGAUGGAUUUGCAAGUCUCUGUGUGCAACUUUUGUCUUUCCUUUCUGCUCAAUGAUCAGUUGUCAAUAUCAGCUGAGUGCCAUUUAGUGGGAUGUGUUGUUCUCACCUCUUUCUGGGACUUAAAUCUCAAAAUUCUCUCAAAGUAAAAUGAAGUCUGAGUACCUCCCUGGGUCACAGGCAACAGAUGUCAUUUCCUCCUGGGAGGCCUCCCCGAUUCACAAGUGGAAGGAGUCUGUGCUUUGUGAGAGUUUCACACCACCUUUAGUUUCUUUUUGGAAAUGUAUGCCUCCCUUCCCAUCCUUUGUGACCACGCAGUUAGGUCCGUUUUCCCUUCUAAUUCGUAGACAUUUUGUGGGCAAAGUCCAUGUCUUUUUAAUAUUUGUAUCCUUGGCAAAGAGUCUCACCUGCAUGUAAUAUGUCCUCAACAAAUACCUGUGUUGAAUUUAUGCCAAUUUUAUACUUUUUUCUUUUUCUCGUGA
Felis catus (domestic cat) is the source of this 1691-nucleotide messenger RNA. RefSeq names its product T-cell surface glycoprotein CD1a-like. The coding region runs from base 142 to 1164 and encodes 340 amino acids. Gene Ontology annotation, biological process: immune response; antigen processing and presentation, exogenous lipid antigen via MHC class Ib; positive regulation of T cell mediated cytotoxicity. Lineage: Eukaryota; Metazoa; Chordata; Mammalia; Carnivora; Felidae. The record is from RefSeq and is a predicted model, not a curated record. Gene Ontology annotation, molecular function: lipopeptide binding; endogenous lipid antigen binding; exogenous lipid antigen binding. Gene Ontology annotation, cellular component: external side of plasma membrane. The transcript is spliced from 6 exons.